AUGUCUUAUCCAUCAUUGCAGAGAGUAAAGACUUGUGUAAAGAAAGACAACUGCAAUCCUGUUUGGAAUGAAGAGUUAACUCUUUCCAUAAAGGAUCCAAAUGUUCCAAUCAAACUAGCAGUGUUUGACAAAGACACAUUUACUGAAGAUGACACAAUGGGUGAGGCAGAGAUAGACAUCAAACCAUACCUUGAUUGUCUGAAUAUGGGAGUGCAAGGCAGCCUCCCAACUGGUACUAAGGUCGGUAGAGUUCAGCCAAACAGCGAAAAUUGCCUAGCUGAUGAGAGCUGUAUUGUCUGGAACAGUGGUAAGAUCAUUCAGGACAUGCGUCUCAGAUUGAGAAGCACAGAAUGUGGUGAAGUAGAGGUCCAGAUUGAGUGGAUUGGACUUCCAGGUCUUCAGAGUUGAGAAACGUCGCCAGCUCUCGAAUAUUAUAUGACGAAAAUUGACAAGAGUUGAAAAAUGAGAAGAUCCGAAUCCUGUCCGAAAUAUGAGACUCGUCGAAAAUUAGAUUCGUCGUCCUUAUGACGGCACCGGAAGCCAGUAAUAGAGAGUCGUCGACCUUAUUGUACUGGUUUAUAUGAUUGAUGAGGGGCUCUGCUUUCAGCCGAACGAUCAGCCCAAAUUCUCCUCCACUUUCAGUCUCGACGAGGGAGGGAGGGAGAUGUCUAAGGUUCAGCUUGUGGUGGUCCUGAUACUUUCGGCUUUCAUGCCCAUGUUUCAGCUACAGGUUGGUAUUCUGCUUCUUCUCUAUCUCCUUUUUC
This is a messenger RNA of Ilex paraguariensis (yerba mate), 764 nucleotides long. Lineage: Eukaryota; Viridiplantae; Streptophyta; Magnoliopsida; Aquifoliales; Aquifoliaceae. The record is from the annotation of a GenBank genome assembly.